Drosophila takahashii is the source of this 8377-nucleotide messenger RNA. RefSeq names its product Serine/threonine-protein kinase tefu (gene tefu). Gene Ontology annotation, molecular function: protein serine/threonine kinase activity; protein binding. NCBI's taxonomy places the organism in Eukaryota, Metazoa, Arthropoda, Insecta, Diptera, Drosophilidae. The record is from RefSeq and is a predicted model, not a curated record. Gene Ontology annotation, biological process: DNA repair.
GUUUAGUUAAAAUAUUUGUUACAAUUAAGCUUUCAGCGACAGGAAGUGAUGCCUGGCAGCCAGAAUGAGUGGACUGCUAAACGAUAUCCAGCGCAUCAUCGGCGAGCUGCAGUCGGGGAAGCCAGCCAGCCGCAACAAGGGCAUUGAGCAGCUGGACGAAAAGCUCUCCAACUGCCGGGAGGAUCUAAAUACGUUGUUCCUGAACAAGAAAUAUGACUUGUCUUGGACCGAAGUUUUUGAAGCUACGAAGGAGGCUCUCUUUAAGCACGCUGGAGCCCUGGAGGAUGCCAAUGAAAAGUCCUUCAAGACACUGGCAGGAAAGAACUAUUUGUACGACAAUGUACUCGAAAAGAUCACCCAAUUCAACUUGGAAGCUGGAAUGCAGACCUCCGGAAAUGGACACUUUCUGGCCAAGACAACCAUCUUCAAUGCAUUUGAGGAGGGCAUCAAGAUGAGGGUGGUGGUGAAGUUCUUUGGAGACAGGAUCCUCAGCCUGCUGGACAGGGCCCUUUACUCCUCGCCCAGCUAUGUGCGCGAUCUGAAGAUCAACGAGUACAGCCGCAUCCUCUCCUACCUUUUUGAGUUGAAUGUGGAAAGAGAUGAGAACCUGCGCACCAAGAUACUGAAAUGCAUCACUAGGACCGUCACUUUGGGCAAGGAUCGGGUUCAAUUGCAGGCAGAUCUAGUGGACUAUUUGCCCGAACUAAGCAACUUUGCACGCUGCGCACUUGGAGCCAGAAAAAUAGAGAUUGUUCGCCUUUAUUUAGUAUUCGCCUCGGAGCUCUCCGUUAACUACCAUCACCAAUUGAGCAUUCAUGCUCAGGACAUCCUGCCCAAGCUGUGCGAGUUCCACGACGAGGAUGUCUUCCGCGACGACACCAGGAAUCUGUUCUUCCAGUGCGUCACAAAGUCUCUGCAUUCCUUGUAUCCCAAAUUGGAUUUGUGUGAUUUUAACACCCUAGGUGUUCCUAUACAAGAAAAGUGGCCGCAAACUUUGUUGAGGCUAAAAACCAUAGUCAACGUGGAGAUCCGCAAGAAUUCUUUGGCUCGCUACAAGUCCGCACAACUGAGCAAUGAUAAGUUCUCUGAGCCCUUUAUCAAGAUGUCCGCCUUGGUCAUGUAUAUCGUUCUGUGGCACCUGGAGACGAAGAAGAACGAUGAAAAUGGUGAAGGCGAUGCGCCGAAAAAGAUCGCAAAGCCAGCUGAUAAAAUGGAUAUUAUAUUUAGCCUGAUCGACAAAAAAGACACACUCUUUAAUGACGUCUGGUUUGCCAUCUUCGCGGAGCUGCUCCAGCUGAGCGGCGUACUCCUGAAUGUGGCCAACUACCAGCAGGCGCUUACCACAGUGGCAGAAAUUAUGCAAAUAUAUGGCAAUGCAAGGAAUCUGCGCAAUCUUCGUUUAUGUCUGACGAGUCUCCUGAGCAAGGAACAGGAGCUUUUACAGUCGAAAUCCAUAAAGGAGGAUUUCCUGGGCGAACUUUGGAGUCAAAUGGUGAACCAUCUGAUCUCGGAGACCACCACCAACAGUGAAGAGAUCAAGGAAAAGCAAUUGGUACUACAAAUGCUGAUCAGACAUAACAAACUGAAUCAAAAGAUGGCCAGCACUCUGCUGCACAAUAUUACCACCAAUGAAAUGUUAAAGCGAAACGAAUGCUUUGCGACAAUUCGCGAGAUCUUCAUUCAUGCAGACAAGUGCGGUCAGGAUAAAGCCUCCGCGGAUCUGGAGCCCAUCAUAACUUGGGCCUAUGGCAGUGGAGACCGAAAUAGUGCCGCCCAGUUGAUACACAAUAUAGCCAGCAUAGAUUCACGGCUACAGGCGGAUACCUUUGCGAUUAGUAUUAUAAACUUUCUGGACGAGCAGCAGUUGCAAGAGAUUUCCCGUCCAGAAUCUAUGCCUGUUUCCAUCGAACAUAAUCUCUUGGCCUACAAGUACAACAAGCAACUGAUUUGCAUGGAUAAGGAAUUCGCGGCUCCCUUUAUGUCAACCACUCAGCUGCAGAGCGAAACGAAGAAUUGUUUGUUCCAAAGCAAUUAUGAUUGCCUCAUGCGUGGCCUGAACUUUCAGAUAGCCAAGGAAAAUAAUCCCUCAUCAAUACUAAAGAACCUAAAUAGUCUACUAAGAUUGGCCUGCACAAUGGAGAGGCUUUUGUAUUACAAGGUUUUUAGUGCCGAAAACUUUACUAGCUGUCCUCUGAUCAAAAGAAUUGGUCUGUACCUAAGCCACAUUGAGUUUCAGUACAAGGCGAACAGCCCUGAGAUGCUAGAUGAAAGUGAUUUGCGCGAGAUUUUGCGCCUGGAAAUCGAUGUACUUGAAGUGUUCAGAACGAAUUCGGUUCUACUUAAUUAUUUGGAAAGGCAACCCCUGGAAAUGUUGAUAGAAUUCGUUGGCGCUGCACUAAAGCUGCAUUGUAUGCAGAGGGAGCGAUCAGAAAAUGCUGAUCAUAUGACAAUCACCGCUCAGUGCCUAAAGAUUUUAGCUGGCCUAUGUGCCAGCAGUUCGCAUCGGGACGAAGCAUUUGAACACAUAACAAAGGUGACAAUGCGUUGGCAUCCUCCAGAUGUUCUCAUUGUGGCCAAGAUCUUCUGCAGCUGCCAGUCCAUUUCCGAUGCAUCCAGCAUUUGGUUAGUCAACAAACUAAAGACACUUUUCCAGCAUCAUCAUCAGGACUUGGAUGUUAUUGAUAAAGUGGUUGAUCAUAUGCCCACGGUUUUUAACUUUGUCUACAAAAUGGAACAUCACUUGGACGACAUGCUUAUGGCCCUUAACUCUCUACUGAGGAUUGCCCUUAAGAAGUCCUACACAUCCCAUUUAACGGCGAAAAUUGUGCGUUGCGUGGGUUUGAUUGCCCAGCGAUGUUCGGACAUUUACCUGCUGGAGAACUUUACUGUGAUAUGCAAGUCCACUGCGAAAUUCAUCACUAUGCCUACUUUGGAAGUGCGCUUUGCCACACUCUUUACAUUCACUAUUCUGUUGCACACGAAAUGUGUGACUAGCGAUGCCAUCGGGCACUCUCAAACUCACUGGGAUUUCUGCCAGGAGCUCUAUAACAGCAUCGAGUUCAAGAAGCUUACGUACAACAAUGAGGAUGCUACUCAGAACAGCAAUUCGAUAGUUGUUCAAAUGCUAAUUGCCUUCUUCGUGCGCAGCUCGUUUCACCAAGAGAUUGCACUGAAGGAGCUGAUGCACCAUUGCGCCCUGCACAAGCCAAAUGAAACGGAAUUUAUUUCCCUGCAAAGUAUUGUUCCCGGCCAUGGACAAACUAUGCGUGAUCUUAUUCAACCCUUUGCCGGCGACCUUCUUCACAAGUGGAGCUCACAUCGCUGGCCCAUUACCAAGUUUCCUUAUUAUCUGUGUUAUGCAAAGAGGAGCGAAUUUCGCCGAGUCCAUGCGAAUGAAAUUAUGGCAUAUACAUUCCUCUAUGGAAAAACCGAGGAUAUAGAACGAUGUAGUAAAUUAAUUAGCGAGGAUCUUGCCCUUCCUAUUGUGGCAUCGUUUUUACUGCCAAAAACCUGUUGCUGCAGCGAAAGCGAGGGCAAAGACUUUAAGGAUCACCAUCAUCUGUUGGCGGAGAACCUCAGUUACUCGCAACUGAAUGCCACAGAUGUAGACCUCAAUGUGGACACCCUUUGCUUUGUGGUCAGCUUACUUUACGAUCCACAGGAAAUGAUGAGAUUGCUGGGAUCCUUUGCGCCGUGCAGCAGAAUUAAAAGCUGGUAUAGUCUGACUAAAGAGUCGCUCUUCAAUUGUCUUAGCUGGCAUAUUGAUCCUAAAAAGACUUCUUCAGGGGACAGUCGAUUGCAGUCCAUGACCACGCUUCAAAUCAAACAUUCUCGUAUAUUGGUCGACCUAUUUGGUCGCUUGAAAGCCGAUUGCUUCACUGCUUCCUUCUCCGGUCAGGCUUUGCGUGCGUUCUUCCUUUAUUGCGAAAUUGCAGAUGCUGUCUACGACGCAGCCCAAAAAAAUGAGACCAUUGUGACCCAGUGUUCCUACUUUGUUCGAGAUAUUUGGUUCUUUGUAGUGCGGUUUCUGCUUCACACCAAUUUCAGCCGGGUGCAAAUGUCAGCCCUGACCUUCCUUGAACUCUUGCUGAAUAAACCCAGCUUCGGCUUGCCUGAUUUCCUUAAUCACUUGGGAGAGAUAGCUAAACUUUUAAGCUGUUUUCAAAUAGGCUGUGAAGCCAAGGAAGUAAAAGAAAAGGCCAGCGCAAUUGUUAUGCAAAUUUUGGAAUCGAACAAGGACCAGGUCGACCUAAGUAUAUUUCUGGAAGAGACCGCAGAUUGCGAUUUUUUAAAACCCCUGCGAGAGGAAUACAAACGCAAUCUACCCAAUGUGGAUAAAACGGAUGUUGCCAACUAUCUGCGCUCAUUUCUGAAAAGUCCCACCGCAGAAAGAUUGCGUGAUCUAAGGGAAUAUAUUGCCGAGCACAAGGACAAAUUGCAAGAAAACGAAAAGUUAUUGUUUAAACUCAUUAACAAGCUCAUUCAAAUGACAAGGGAUUCGCAUAGUAAGCCGAGCAGUCUAGAUGCCCUUAAGUGCCUGGCUCAAAUUGGACCGCUUAAACUAUCCAACAUUUCUUACUAUUUCCAAACUGAUUUCGAUUCGUUUGAGGAGCCAAAGGAUGAACCUAUGGAAGUGUUCUUAAGCGUUGUCUGCGAGGCCUUGGACAAAUCUUUAUUCCAGUUCGAUCCCAAAACCUUUGCAGAGCUUGAUUCAGUAGCUUGUCAGGUGGUUAAUAGUAAGCCUGGAGCAAAUAUUAUUGGUCACUAUAAGAAUCUAAAGAUCUUUGUUGACAAGGCAACAAAAACUAGCUUUCUAAAUUCUGUUAAGCAAAUUCCUCGUAUUGAUUGGUUGUCAAUACUAAAAGCCACGCAAAGCUUAAACUACGAAUCUUGGAUGUGCGCAUUUGUCUCAAAAGUUUUCCAAGCGUGUGGCUGGACAGGAUUCGAUGAUUUGGCUGCCAAGUCCUUUGCCUUCGCCAAGACCUGUCUGCAGCCGUUCAUUAAAUUACUGUUGGAAAAUAAACAGCAACAUUUGGAGAGUCUGUGCCAAAUGUUGGAUUACUUUUUUGAAAGAUUCUCUAGUUCGCAGUCGCAGAACUCUCAGGAGAUCUUCUGUAACAAAAGAGCCAUCAAGAGGUUCCUGCACAUUUGCGAAUGCAUAAGGAUCGUCAAUGAAUGGAGCAUUCCCAUAAAUCUGAGCAACGUAGUUUUGGCUAGCAAUCAUUGUCAGGCCUAUUUCCUUAGCAUUAUGUACCUGGAACUCUGGGCCUGCUCACCGAGCUCCACAGAUCGGGAUAGUCUUUUGGACAACGAAUCGUUUCAAGCCGAUGCAAAAAAAGCAUACGAAUCUAUUGGCUGUAUGGAUGCCAUUCCAGGCUUUGUCAAUCCCAUGCGCUCACGUUUGGAUUUCCUCGGUCAGGGCAGCAGUUUAUCCACCAUUCUGUUGGAGUCUGAUCAUCUGGACAAGGCCAGCGGUCAACUGUGCGUGGACAUAAUGAAAGGAAAUGGUUUGUGGUCGUUUGCCAAACUCCAGCAGCAUCAGAACACUGAGCCAGAUUACGAGAUCUUCUGGCGCCUGGGACAGUGGGAUUCGCUAACAGAUCCGAAGCAGCAGCAAACCCAGUCGAGGGCUAUAACAUCGCUGAAUCUCGAACAAGAGUUCAAGCGGCAUCACUUUGUCGCCCUCAGGAGCAUCGGGCAGCGGGAGGAGGAGAACAGCUUGUCGGCCAUCGAUUUGGCCUACAGCUGUGUGCGCGACAUUUUGAUGGAGAUCAGCGUGGAGUGCCUGCAGAGCGUUUACAAGUACCUAACUUGGCUUUGCUCCCUCCAGCAGGCAGAGGACUUUUGUCAGAUCCAAUUUGGAACCCAACUGGAUCCUACUCAGAUGACCCAACUGUUUGGUAAAUGGCAAACCGAGUUGGAACUCAAGUGCGGCAACUUUUCUUGCAAGGAAUACGUUAUUGCACAUCAGAUUGCUCUGUUCAAAAUGGCGGGAACGAGAGCUGGUCGUCGAAUGCAAGAGUUCUACCAAAAGAAUCCCAUGGACACGUACCUACUGAAGGGAAUUGGCGAGUGCAAAAGCGCUGGCAAGUUAAACCUGGCAGCCAAGUAUAUCGUGACACUGCGAGAGCUACCCAACAUCAGAGAGUCCACAAAGAUCAGCGUUCUGUUGGAAGAUGCCGAGGUGAAUCUGAAGAUGGGCAAUCAACAGAUAGCCAAGGCCAUCCUGGAGUACGUGACCACCAGUAAUGAUUUUGUCUACUGUGUCCAGCGAGUUCCGGCACUGCGAAUGCAGGGCGAGUUUCUCCUCGACUGCAAUGCCGAGACUUUGAAUUGGGUUCAGACCAACAAGUUUGAUAGCUCGCUGAAGCUCAUCGAUGACUUUGUUUUGCACCGCAAGACGUUGAGCGAAAAGUAUAAGGACAUCUUUGAGUGGCAGCAGCUGGAUGCCUUCGUCUGUAAGCAACGGACGGCAGCCUAUGCAGCAAUGGCCAAGUACGCUGAUCGGGAGUACCAGCAGCUGUACGACUACCGGCAUUCGCAGGAAUACCAAACGUUGCAGGACAUCAUCGAACAGAACCGCCAGGCAGCGGAAAAGGUGACCCAGCGUGAGAACCUCGAUCGGCGCGUAAUCUCUGUACAGAUGAAGCGUUACGCCAGUUUGGACGAGCGCCAGCUGAAGCACAUUGAAGAGAAGCUUACGCAGCACCUGUGCCUGGCAAUGCGCAAUCAUAUGGCCUAUUGUCGCCUGGACAGUGGCUUCUCCAGCGCCGCCAUCUAUCGCAUCAUCUCGCUAUGGUUCACCAACGCCACCAAUGAGCCGCUGCAGCAGACCAUCAAGGAUGAGAUCCUCACGGUGCCCAGUUAUAAGUUUAUUUGUGCUGCCAACCAACUGACCGCGCGCCUCAACUCCAAAAACACGAGUCUGCUCAAGGGGCUGAUGGACCUUCUGGUGCAAUGUGGCCAGGAUCAUCCGCAUCACACAUUCUACCAUCUGUAUCCGCUUGUCUUUGCCCACCUGGAUGGCGAGAAUAGCAAUACGGAGCGAUCGGGAGUUGCUCGCAAGAUAAUUGCUAGGAUAUGCGAAAAGAAUACGGCGGCGGCGGAAUGCAGCAAGCAGCUGGAGUCGUUGCUCCCAGCCCUUAUCACAUUUGCCAAUGAGGGCAAAGCGGACAACAAUCAACAGGUCUCGGAUUCCGUUCGCCUGAAGCAGUUUGAGAAGGUGAGGCGCUGGCGGAAUCUCAACGCUGUGCACUGCCCCACCCUCGAGUUGCCCGUGAUGCCCAGCAAGGAGUACGAAAUAACAAGCAUCGUCAAGUGGAGCAACGGCAUAACUCAAUGUGGUGGUCUAAAUGCGCCAGUUAAAAUUAUGUGCGUAUGCUCCGAUGGACAGACUCGGGCGCAACUGGUCAAGGGCAAGGACGAUCUACGGCAGGAUGCCGUGAUGCAGCAGGUAUUCGGAAUUGUCAACGAGCUGCUCAAUCAGGAUUCCGAGUUCAUCGAGCGCAAGCUGAAGCUGCGCACCUACAAGGUCACUCCGCUAUCGAUGCGCAGUGGCAUCCUAGAAUGGUGCACCAAUUCGAUGCCGGUGGGCCAUUAUUUGGUAGUAGAGGGCAAAGGAGGCGCACACGCGCGAUAUCGUCCAAACGAUUGGAACAAUAACAAAUGCCGCAAGUUGUCUGCGGACCAUCUGAAGUUCCCCAAGGAGGCUCGAUAUAACAUAUACAAGAAAAUAUGCGAGAAUAUAAAGCCCGUUUUCCACUACUUUCUGCUGGAGAAGUUCCCCAUUCCGGGUGUGUGGUUCGAGAGGCGUUUGGCGUACACCAAUAGCGUAGCCACCACCUCGAUGGUGGGCUACGUCCUAGGAUUGGGCGACCGGCACACACAGAAUAUUCUUAUAGAUCAGCAGACAGCCGAAGUCAUUCAUAUUGAUUUUGGUAUUGCCUUUGAGCAGGGCAAAAUCCAGACGACUCCAGAAACCGUUCCCUUUCGGCUGACACGCGACUUUGUGGCUCCAAUGGGAAUCUGUGGAACGAAAGGAGUCUUUGCCAAAUCCUGCGAGGCCACCAUGCACAUCCUGCGCCGCUACAAGUCUGUCUUUAUCACCAUUCUUGAGGUUCUGCUCUACGAUCCCCUCUUCAUUUGGGGGGUGCUUAAAAAGAAGCAAUCAAGCCAGGCAUCACAGCAAUCCGGUGAGGAAUCGGUUAAUUUAGUUGCCCAGCGUGCUCUGCUCCUGGUGCAAAACAAACUGGAGGGCCGGGAGGCCGGCACCCUGGGCGACUCAAACGUCGAGGCCCAAGUGGAGAGAUUGAUAAACGAAGCCACGUUACCAAGCAAUCUCUGCAUGCUUUUCCCGGGCUGGGACCCGCAGCUAUAA